Budorcas taxicolor (takin) is the source of this 2381-nucleotide messenger RNA. RefSeq names its product CEA cell adhesion molecule 1 (gene CEACAM1). Gene Ontology annotation, biological process: regulation of immune system process; signal transduction. The coding region runs from base 95 to 1414 and encodes 439 amino acids. The record is from RefSeq and is a predicted model, not a curated record. NCBI's taxonomy places the organism in Eukaryota, Metazoa, Chordata, Mammalia, Artiodactyla, Bovidae. Gene Ontology annotation, cellular component: cell surface; plasma membrane. The transcript is spliced from 8 exons. Gene Ontology annotation, molecular function: protein tyrosine kinase binding.
ACAGCAGAGCUCUCACAAGGACUGCAGGGCUUGUGAGCCUUUCUGGAGCAGAAGUUCUCCUCACAGAGAGAGGGACACAGCAGACGCAGGCACCAUGGAGCCCCCGUCAGGUCCUGCAAGCAGGCGGCAUGUGCCCUGGAACAGGCUCCUGCUGGCAGUCUCACUCUUAACUUUCUGGACCCCGCCCACCACUGCCCAGCCUACUAUUGAAACGGUGCCCCCUCUUGCUGCAGAAGGGUCGGAUGUUCUUCUACUUGCCCACAACGUGACAAAGAAUCCUCUAGGCUAUGCCUGGCACAGAGGAGAAAGGGUAGACAAUGCCCAGCUAAUUGCAUCGUAUAGGGUAGGUAAUAAUGCAACUACCAAUGGGCCUGUGUACAGCGGACGGGAGACACUUUACCCCAACGGAACCCUGCUGAUCCGGAACGUCACCCAGAAAGACACAGGAUCGUACACCCUGCUCGUUACAAAGGAGGAUUUACAGACAGAAAGACAGGCUGGACACCUCCACAUACACCCGGUGCUACCGACACCCGUCAUCACCAGCAACAACUCCAACCCCAGGGAGCACGAGGACACUGUGGUGUUAACAUGUGGAGCUGAGACCCAGAACACCUCCUACAUGUGGUGGAUCAACAAUCAGAGCCUCCCCAACAGCACCAGGCUGGAACUGUCCGAGGACAAGAGGACUCUCACUGUGUUCAAUGUGACAAGGAAUGACACAGGACCCUAUGUGUGCGAAGCCCGGAACCCAGUGAGUGUCAGCCGCAGUGACCCAUUCACCCUGAAUGUCCUCUACCCAGUGGCAAAGCCCUCCCUCCAGGCCAGCAACACCACAGUCACAGAACACGAGGGCCCCGUGGUCCUGACCUGCCUCACAGAUGAGACUGGGGUCUCCAUACGCUGGUUCUUCAAAGGCCAGAGUCUCCUCCUCGCACAGAGGAUGACACUGUCCUCAGACAACAGCACCCUCACCAUAGACCCUGUCAGCAGAGAGGACACUGGGGAUUAUCAGUGUGAGGCCUUCAACAGGGGCAACUCCAAUAGAAGCAACCCCCUCAGGCUGCAUGUGAAAUAUCAGUGGACACCAGAAAGCUCCUCUGACUUCUCAGUGGGCGCCAUUGUCGGCAUCGUGAUUGGCGCCGUGGCUGGGGUGGCUUUGAUAGCAGCCCUGGGGUAUUUUGUGUACACCAUGAAUACAAGCGGGGCAAGUGACCAGCGCGAUCUCACAGAGCACAAAUCCUCAGAUCACAACCACAGUCAAGGUUUCUCUGACAGUUUACCUGCAAAGGUUGAUGAAGUUGAAUAUUCCUCCCUGAACUUCAAUGCCCAGGAAUUAAAAAAUAAAGCAACUUCAGCCUCCCCAUCUCCAACAGAUACAGAAACAAUUUAUUCAGAAGUGAAAAAACAGUAAUGGAACCUGUCCUGCUUGUUGCACUGUUGACUUAUUCCAAGCUUCUCAUCCCCAUCUCUAGGAGAUCCCUCUGCCCUCAGGGAAAAUGAGAAGAGAGUCUUCCCCCGACCCCUUCGACCCUUAAUGAGGCUCCUCCAGGCUGCCUGGUCACAGCCCCUUCCUUCAGUGUCAGUAGCUGAAAAGGCACACCCACGAGGAGGUCUGUGAAGUGAAGUGAAGUAGCUCAGUCAUGCCCGACUCUUUGCGACCCCACGGACAGUAGCCUGCACCAAGCUCCUCCAUCUAUGGGAUUUUCUAGGCAAGAGUACUGGAGUGGGUUGCUGUUUCCUUCUCCAGGGAAUCUUCCCAACCCAGGGAUCGAACCCAGGUCUCCCGCAUUGUAGACAGACGCUUUACCAUCUGAGCCACCAGGGAAGUCCCAGGAGGUCUGUAGGAAACCAAAACUUCCUGGUCAUUGAAAUCUAGCAAAGCAGACCUUGGAAGAAAGUUGCCAGAACCCCUGCUGCUCCCCAUUUGCUGACUUAGAUCAGUUGUAAAUUUGUGUAUUCAGAACACAUUCAUUCCUUCCCACCUCAGUCCUGUCCUAUUGGAGUCUAACUUGAAUUUGCCAUAACCUGGAGAAUUAUUUCUUAUCCACUGAAAUGCCUGUGCCAGAAAAGAAGAGCAAGGAGAAGGAAAAGGAAGAGCUUCUGCAUUCUGAAGCCCAGUGUGAACCCACCAUUCACAGGAAGACACAUACAUGACCAGCUCUGAGCUGGGAAGUUCUACACCUUUGUCCACUUUCAGGGUUGUCUACCUGCAGGAUCAGGGACUAAGCAACUUACUACUUAGCUAGAAUACCAUCUAAACCUUUGAAAGCCUGCCUUCAGAGAACGUACUAGAAGCAACUAGAAAACAACUUCUCAGCGUUCAUAAGUGUAUCUUGAUGGAAACUGCAAAAAAAAAAAAAAAGCACAUAAUGUUUUAA